AUGAAUAAUCAACAUAGGAGAGCCCAAUCCGAGAUCGGACAGAGGGAAAAGGCGAACUUGGCUGCGGUAGAAACUCAGUUCGCCGAUCAGAUCAGGGAAGCACAACGCCAGAGUGAUGAAAGAAGAGCGGAGGCAGAGAGGCCUAGACAACGACAGAAAGACCUCGAAGCUAGCAUUGUGCAAGAGCAGGAGCGAUACGCCGAGAAGGUGAGGGAACUGGAAAGGAGGAGGUUUGAAGUGGAACAGCAACGGGAACAGCGAAACUCCAAUAAAGGGAGUAUUAUUUCAAUACUGGGUGUUCUCGCAGGGCUUGGUACAAUGGCGGCUGGUGUCAUAACUUUGAAUCCUCCUUUGGCCGCUAUGGGCGCCGGUAUGGCCGGUUCAGCGGCAGGAAGUCGCUAG
Molecule: messenger RNA, 402 nt
Organism: Exophiala xenobiotica
Lineage: Eukaryota; Fungi; Ascomycota; Eurotiomycetes; Chaetothyriales; Herpotrichiellaceae
Exons: 1
Coding region: 1-402 (133 amino acids)
Source: RefSeq, a predicted model, not a curated record